CCACUUAUACAACCACAACUCCUGGCAGACAAUGCUCCACUAUGUUCACAAGUGACAACACAAUCACACUCACCUCUCAAACCCAAAAGUUUGGCCUUGGCCAUGGCUUCUCCUCUCUUCUGGCUCUCUCCAGCUUUGGGUAAUGGCAAUUGUCAGAGAUUUGAUCCUGGGUUUUUUAGUAUCAGAAGACCCUCAUAUUUCGGGACUACAACUCAGUUCCUUAAUUCUAAGCCAAAACCGAUUGCUGUUAGAUGUGAAUCGACAAGGACUGAUGAGCCAAAAACGAAAAGAAAUCUAGUGGACAAUGCGAGUAAUCUCCUUACCACUUUGUUGAGCGGGGGAAGUGUAGGGUCUAUGCCUAUAGCUGAAGGUGCUGUCACGGAUUUGUUUGAUAGGCCUCUCUUCUAUUCACUGUACGACUGGUUCUUAGAGCAUGGCUCUGUCUAUAAACUUGCUUUUGGGCCAAAAGCAUUCGUCGUUGUAUCAGAUCCCAUUGUUGCAAGACACAUUCUUCGAGAAAAUGCAUUUUCUUAUGACAAGGGAGUCCUAGCUGAUAUCCUAGAACCAAUAAUGGGUAAAGGACUUAUACCUGCUGACCUUGACACUUGGAAGCUGCGGAGAAGAGUUAUUGCCCCUGGGUUCCAUGUCUUAUACUUGGAAGCUAUGGUCAAGAUAUUUACUGAUUGUUCAGAAAGAACAAUACUGAAAUUUGAGAAGCUUCUACAAGGAGAGAAUUUGGGUGGAAGAAAGACAAUAGAGUUGGAUCUUGAAGCAGAAUUUUCUAGUUUGGCUCUUGACAUUAUUGGUCUUAGUGUCUUCAACCAUGAUUUUGGAUCUGUUACUAAAGAAUCUCCUGUAAUUAAGGCAGUAUAUGGCACUCUUUUUGAAGCUGAGCACAGAUCUACUUUCUACAUUCCGUAUUGGAAUAUUCCUUUGGCAAGGUGGAUUGUCCCCAGGCAGCGGAAGUUCCAGAAGGACCUUAAAGUUAUCAAUGACUGUCUUGAUGGACUCAUCAGAAAUGCAAAAGAAACCCGAGAGGAAACAGAUGUUGAAAAACUGCAACAAAGGGACUACAAAAAUCUCAAGGAUGCAAGUCUUUUGCGUUUCUUGGUUGAUAUGCGGGGAGCUGAUGUCGAUGACCGUCAGCUUAGGGAUGAUCUGAUGACAAUGCUUAUUGCUGGCCAUGAAACAACAGCUGCUGUUCUAACUUGGGCUGUUUUCCUGCUUGCACAAAAUCCCUCCAAAAUGAGAAAAGCUCAAGCGGAGAUUGAUUUAGUGCUUGGACAGGGGAGUCCAACUUUCGAAUUGCUCAAAAAAUUGGAGUACAUUAGACUUAUUGUUGUAGAAGCUCUGCGUUUGUAUCCUCAGCCUCCUCUACUAAUUAGACGUUCUCUCAAAUCAGAUGUAUUACCAGGAGGGCAUAAGGGUGACAAAGAUGGUUAUACCAUUCCUGCUGGGACUGAUAUCUUCCUUUCUGUAUAUAAUCUCCAUAGAUCUCCGUAUUUUUGGGACCGACCGCACGAGUUUGAGCCGGAGAGAUUUUUGGUGCAAAAAGAGAGCGAAGGCAUUGAAGGAUGGGCCGGUUUUGAUCCAUCUCGAAGCCCUGGUGCAUUAUAUCCAAAUGAGAUAAUAUCAGAUUUUGCCUUCUUACCCUUUGGCGGAGGACCAAGAAAAUGUGUUGGAGACCAAUUUGCCCUAAUGGAGUCUACGGUGGCAUUGGCUAUGUUGCUGCAAAAGUUCGACGUGGAGUUGAAAGGUUCUGCAGAAUCGGUGGAAUUGGUCACCGGGGCAACAAUGCACACAAAGAAUGGAUUGUGGUGCAAGUUAGGAAAGAGAGGUGAUGUCCAUUGACAUAGAUUCAUUACUUGUACGUGUACGGACAAUAAUUGUAUGGUGCAUGCUCUAACUGCUGUCACCAAUUACAGACUCGCAAUUUUUUUUUUUUCACAGAAAUAGUGAGAUUUGAAUUUUGUAU
Molecule: messenger RNA, 1975 nt
Organism: Corylus avellana
Lineage: Eukaryota; Viridiplantae; Streptophyta; Magnoliopsida; Fagales; Betulaceae
Gene: CYP97B3
Product: cytochrome P450, family 97, subfamily B, polypeptide 3
Cellular component (GO): chloroplast
Molecular function (GO): oxidoreductase activity, acting on paired donors, with incorporation or reduction of molecular oxygen; iron ion binding; monooxygenase activity
Source: RefSeq, a predicted model, not a curated record